AUGUCAUCUUCAAACUACGGGAACGACCGCCUUGACAGCUACCAGGGCGAUGGCUCUUCUGGCCGUGACAACUCGUAUGGUUCGUCUGACCGGGACAACUCUUAUGGCUCCUCUGGCCGCGAUAACUCCUCAUCCGGCGGUAAUAACUCCUAUGGCUCGUCCGGCAAUGACAACUCUUAUGGCUCCUCUGGCCGCGAUAACUCCUCAUCCGGCGGUAAUAACUCCUAUGGCUCGUCCGGCAAUGACAACUCUUAUGGCUCCUCUGGCCGCGAUAACUCCUCAUCCGGCGGUAACAACUCCUAUGGCUCGUCCGGCAAUGACAGCUCUUAUGGAUCGUCUGGCCGUGACAACUCAUAUGGCUCGUCCGGAAAUGACAAUUCUUAUGGCUCGUCUGGCCGCGAUAAUUCCUCAUCCGGCGGCAACAAAUCCUACGGCUCGUCCGGCAAUGACAAUUCUUAUGGAUCGUCCGGAGGUGAUAAUUCCUAUGGCUCUUCCGGCCGCGAUGAUUCCUCGUCUAGCGGCAACAACCGUGACAACUCUUAUGGUUCAUCCGACCGCGACAACUUCUCGUCCGACCGUGAUACCUCUUAUGGCUCGUCUGGCCGCGAUAAUUUUUCGUCCAAUCGUGACAACUCUUACGGCUCCUCCAGCGGUGAUAACUCCUAUGGCUCGUCCAACACUGGAAGCACUGUUGAAAAGCUUGUGGAGAAGGCCGGCGAUAUUGCGGGAUUUAGCAACUUUGGCCAGAGUAACCGUGAUAGACGCGAUUAG
Penicillium cosmopolitanum is the source of this 771-nucleotide messenger RNA. RefSeq lists its product as uncharacterized. Lineage: Eukaryota; Fungi; Ascomycota; Eurotiomycetes; Eurotiales; Aspergillaceae. The transcript has 2 exons. The record is from RefSeq and is a predicted model, not a curated record. The coding region runs from base 1 to 771 and encodes 256 amino acids.